GGACGAGGCUUUGAGGGAGGGGUGCUGGGGGGCGCUGAAGGGACGUUGGGGGUACCGGCCCGGCCCCAAGUCCCUGGGAGAGGGUGGCGGAGGUCUUUGCUGUCAGAUUAGGGACCCCAUACCCUGCACUUGGAGUUUCUGUUGGGCUGGAGCGGGGAGGAGCUGCCAGGCUGCGGAGGCGGAGAUGGCGGAGGACUGUGGAAAGCGCGGCGAGGGUGUCUGGUACUGCUAGCCCAGCAAGCCUGAUGAGCAUGAAGCUCCUAUCUCUGGUGGCUGUUGCCGGUUGCUUGCUGGUGCCCCCAGCUCAAGCCUACAAGAGUUCCGAAGAUAUCCGGUGCAAAUGCAUCUGUCCACCUUACAGAAACAUCAGUGGGCACAUUUACAACCAGAAUGUGUCCCAGAAGGACUGCAACUGCCUGCACGUGGUGGAGCCCAUGCCGGUGCCUGGCCAUGAUGUGGAGGCCUACUGCCUGCUGUGUGAGUGCAAGUAUGAGGAACGCAGCACCACCACCAUCAAGGUCAUCAUCGUUAUCUACUUAUCCGUGGUGGGGGCCCUCCUGCUCUACAUGGCCUUCCUGAUGCUGGUGGACCCUCUGAUUCGCAAGCCAGAUGCUUAUACUGAACAGCUGCAUAAUGAGGAAGAGAAUGAGGAUGCACGCUCCAUGGCAGCCGCUGCCGCAUCUCUUGGGGGACCCCGAGCCAACACCGUCCUGGAGCGAGUGGAAGGCGCUCAGCAGCGGUGGAAGCUGCAGGUGCAGGAGCAGCGCAAGACAGUGUUCGACCGGCACAAGAUGCUCAGCUAGACGGGCAGGCGCGAGCAGACCGGGCCAUGGCUGCCACCUCCAGGGCGGGACCGACCCCGGGGCCGCAUCUCCUCCACACUCCAUGCCUGUCUUCCCUUGAAAAGCCCGGGGCAUCGUCCCUUCUCCCUCUCUGUAGAAACGUUGUACUUGGCUGUUUUAAUUAGGGAGUAUGACGGGGUCUCAUCUCCCUUGUCUCCUUAGGGCUGUGGGGUAGAGGAGAGGGGAGGGCAGGCCAGAGAGGACUGGAGCCAUCAGCGGUGGCCUCAGUUUGGAUGGAAUUGGUCUCUCCUUGCCCUACCUUUGCCAUCCCUUUCGGCUCCGCCUCAUGGGGAUUUUAUUACCUUUUGGGAGAUGGAGCUGGGUCAUCAGAAUCUCAGUAUGGGGCGGGCAUGACCUGGCAUUCAGCACGGGCUUCUGUGUGGUUCUGAUCCUCCUCCUGGUCCCAAUACCUCAGCCCUCCAGAACGGUGCCCUUAGGAGAACUGGUGCUGCUGAGCCCAUGGUGGUUCUCAGGGUGCCUGGGAGCUUGGUUCUUCUCCCUGGGCUCCUGCAUGGCGGUGCCAGGGCAUUGCUGCGCUGCCUGUCCUGUCAUUCCACCUUGGGGAGCUGGCCGGGUCCUCUCCUCUCCCAGAGUCUGCAGUUGCUGAGCCAGGAAGUUGGGUGGCCCAUGUGACACAGGCUGAGCAGUGGACUGGAGCACCUCGGCUCCUGUCCCUGGAGCGCCAGUGUCCCUGAGUGUCACUGUACCCGUGCAUGGAGAUAAAUGUCCUUCUGUUGUCUGUAAUCAGAGAAGCCAUCAUUAAAUUGUCCCUUUUUUUUCCUCACUUU
Fukomys damarensis (Damara mole-rat) is the source of this 1630-nucleotide messenger RNA. RefSeq names its product transmembrane protein 9 (gene Tmem9). The coding region runs from base 246 to 803 and encodes 185 amino acids. The transcript is spliced from 6 exons. Gene Ontology annotation, cellular component: lysosomal membrane. Lineage: Eukaryota; Metazoa; Chordata; Mammalia; Rodentia; Bathyergidae. The record is from RefSeq and is a predicted model, not a curated record.